Molecule: messenger RNA, 4195 nt
Organism: Pezoporus flaviventris
Lineage: Eukaryota; Metazoa; Chordata; Aves; Psittaciformes; Psittacidae
Product: collagen alpha-1(XV) chain-like
Exons: 42
Source: RefSeq, a predicted model, not a curated record
GAAGCUGGAGAAGCUAUGCUACUGUUAGAGUACACGGUAGUUAAAGACAAGACUGGAUAAUAACAAGGUUGGGGUGAUGUACAGCAGUAAGGGUUGUCCAUCAAUGAAUAAAGUAGGAAGUUUUCAGCAAUGGUCUGACAGGAAAGUCUACACGGAGUCAGAUUUCAGAGCUGGAGCACUGAAUUGCAGUGAGUCACACAGAGAGCCUGAGAGCUGCCUUUGUUCCACUUGUGUCUGAACGUUGGAGGAGAAACAGCAGGCUCAAGUUUUUAUUAACUUCUUAUUUUUGUAAGCAUAAAACUCAUGUGCACUGAACUUUUUCCUCACUGGAGGUCUUUCAACUGACUUUCAGAAAAUGCUCCCAUGGCACACCUGGUGGACCUGGGACUUGCUGCUAUUGCUCUCUGGCCUGUCAAUCCAUGCUGGUUCAGCAGCUCAGGUCAUAGAAGAACGAGGCUCAAAAGGACAUCUUGACCUCACUGAAUUAAUAGGAGUUCCUCUUCCUCCUUCUGUCUACUUUGUCACUGGCUAUGGAGGGUUUCCAGCUUACAGCUUUGGUCCAGAUGCUAACAUCGGUCGAUUGACAAGUGCCAUUAUACCAUCACCUUUCUAUAGAGAUUUUGCUGUCGUCAAUACAGUGAAACCAAACAGUGAUCGUGGAGGAGUGUUAUUUGCAAUAACAGAUGCCUUCCAGAAAACUAUUUACCUGGGAAUGAGAAUUUCACCAGUUGAUGACAACACCCAGAGAAUAAUUAUGUACUACACAGAGCCUGGUUCCCAUAUCUCCCGAGAGGCUGCUUCAUUUAAAGUACCAGUCAUGACUAACAAGUGGAAUAGGUUUACAGUGACUGUUCAGGGCAAGGAUGUUGCUUUGUUCAUGGACUGUGAAGAAUACCAGAGAGUUCAGUUUCAAAGAUCAGAUCGAGCCUUGGUAUUUGAAUCUGGAUCUGGGAUAUUUGUUGGUAAUGCGGGAGCCACAGGAUUGGAAAAGUUCACAGGCUCAAUUCAACAUCUGACAAUCAAAUCUGACCCAAGGGCUACUGAAGAUCACUGUGAAGACGAUGAUCCUUACGCUUCAGGAGACAACAGUGGCAAUGGCAGCAUUCAAGAAGUUGGAGGUGUUUCGGAGACACAAGAAAUCCUUGCACCUUCUCAUCUCCCUAUAACGCCUGAAGAUACGUCAGCUGAGCCAGUGGAAGCCCCCCCAACUAUAUUGUCUUAUUUGGAAGAAAAUGAUUUCUCCGGAAAUCACAGAUCAGAAGAAAUCUCUGAAGCAGCAGUUAAAGAGCAAGAUUCAGCUGUCAUGGAAACUGAACAAGGCAACAAUGAGUCCACCACUGUAACACAGAAAACCUUAAGAGAAGAAGAUGGCUCUGGUGAUAGUACUUUGCCAGGAGUAAGCAGAGAGGAGGUCCAGAGAGGUCAGGCAGGAUCUCCAGGAAUGCCAGGAGAAGAUGUGGAGAAAAAAGAUCAAGGACCUCCUGGACCUCCAGGGAAACUUGGACAACAUGGUCAGCCCGGCACUCCUGGCAAAAACGGGUUACCCGGCAAAAAUGGACUUCAGGGCUUGCCAGGUCUGAAAGGAAAAGCAGGCCUAAAAGGAGAAAAGGGUGAUCCUGGCGAGGGAUUGCCAGGACCCCCUGGCCCACCAGGACCUGCCGGACCAUCUGCUUCUUCCAGAGGAUUAAAUAGACUGGAACCUGAAGAAUCGGGUUCAGGAGACAUUGAUGGAGAAACCGAGAUUUUAAGAGGUCCUCCUGGGCCACCAGGGCCUCCCGGACGUCCUGGUCUUCCAGGAAAGCCCGCACCCGAUUCAGGUGUAGGACCUCCUGGGUCACCAGGGGAAGACGGAGCUUCUGGUGAAGAAGGCCCUGAGGGUCCUCAAGGUCCUCCUGGUCUUGAUGGAGUGGCUGGCUCGCCAGGACAGAAGGGAGAAAAGGGUGAUAAAGGUGUUCCUGGUUCUGCUGGUCCAAAGGGUGAUACUGGAGACACUGGAUCAAUAGGUCCUAAAGGAGAGGCUGGUGCUGUUGGGUCUCCUGGGAAACCUGGACCACCAGGACCUCCCGGCCCCCCUGGGCCCCCUGGACCUCCUGGACCCCCAGGACUCAGCUACAGUUUGGGAUUUGAGGACAUGGAAGGAUCAGGUAGCCUUGACCUAUUAAGUGAAUCCAGAAUUCCAGGAUCAAGAGGGCCAAAGGGAGAAAGAGGCAACACUGGCCCACCAGGUUCAAAGGGAAUGCCAGGUACAGACGGAAAACCAGGCUUUCCUGGCACUGCUGGACAUCCUGGAGAUGUGGGUCCAAAAGGAGAGAAGGGUGACCCAGGACCUCAGGGUGUACCAGGACAGGAUGGGAACAGUAUCGUGGGCCCGCCUGGACCACCAGGACCACCAGGACCAAUCAUAGCUAUACCUGAGCUACUACUCAAUGAUACAGAUGGAAUUUUAAACUUUACUGGAAUUAAAGGACUUCUUGGGCCUCCAGGGCCAGAUGGCAAGCCUGGUCUACCAGGAUUUCCUGGCCCUCAGGGACCAAAGGGUGAUACUGGUUUGCCUGGAUCACAAGGACCCAAAGGACAACAAGGUGAAAAGGGAGAACCAGGAGCUAUCAUUGCUGCUGAUGGAUCUUUAACUGAAUUAUUAGGAAGAAAAGGGGAGAAGGGUGAAGCUGGAGUGGUGGGACCAGUGGGACCAAUGGGACCCAUAGGACCUACUGGACCUAAAGGAGAGCUUGGUUUUCCAGGACGUCCAGGCCGCCCAGGACUGAAUGGACUGAGAGGUGUGAAAGGUGAUCGAGGUGACUCAUUUAAUGGCCUUCCUGGCUUGCCUGGACCCCCAGGACCUCCUGGACCACCAGGACGUAUAGUUUAUAUCAAAGGAACAGUUUUCCCAGUCUCACCCAGACCUCAUUGCAAAAUGCCGGUGAGCACUCUUUACCCUGGAAAUCAAGAAACUCUUAAUGUCCAUGGUGCUAAAGCAAACAGAGAUUCCUGGGGGCUGAGCAAUUCAGUGGACUUAAAAGGAGAAAAGGGAGACAGAGGUGCUCCAGGACCACCAGGUCCACCUCUGCCUCCAUCAUAUUUUAGCCACUUUAUUAAUAGCAUAAAGGGUGAAAAAGGAGACAACGGAGUCACUGGUUUAAAAGGAGAAAAAGGAGAACCAAAUGGAGGUUUUUUUCUGACAGGACCUCCUGGACCACCUGGAAGACCAGGAUUAGUUGGACCAAAAGGGGAUUCAGUUGUUGGACCCAGAGGACCUCCAGGAUUACCAGGCCUACCUGGCUUACCAGGUUAUGGAAAAAUUGGACCUCCUGGCCCACCUGGCCCACCAGGCCCACCAGGACCCCCUGCAAUAUACGGCUCAGCAGCUGCAAUGCCUGGGCCACCAGGUCCUCCUGGAGAGCCAGGGCCACCUGCAACCAGGAGUCUGGUUACAACAUUCCAUAACAUUGAGGGUAUGCUGGAAAAAGUUCAUUUGGUAGCAGAAGGUACGCUAAUCUAUCUGAGUGAAACCAGUGAGGUUUAUAUCCGUGUUCGAAAUGGAUGGAGAAAAUUGCAGCUUGGUGAGCUAAUUCCUAUCCCUGCUGACAGCCUUCCUCCUCCAGCCUUAUCAAGCCAUGGAUUUCAGUCUCUUCCAGCGCGAAGUCCAGUACCAAACAUGAACAAUGGAAAACCAUCACUGCAUCUGGUAGCUUUAAACUUGCCAUCUUCUGGUGACAUCCGAGCAGAUUUUCAGUGCUUUCAACAGGCCCAACUAGCAGGUUUGACAUCUACCUAUAGAGCCUUCCUCUCAUCGCAUUUGCAAGAUCUGGCAACAGUUGUCAGAAAAACCGACCGACAACAUUUACCAAUAGUCAAUCUUAAGGGAGAAACACUUUUCAGUAACUGGAAUUCUAUAUUUAAUGGAAAUGGUGGACAAUUUAACAUUCAUGUUCCCAUAUACUCCUUUGAUGGGAAGAAUGUAAUGACCGAUCCAUCUUGGCCUCAAAAAGUAAUAUGGCAUGGUUCAACUACAAAUGGGAUCCGACUGGUUAGCAACUACUGUGAAGCCUGGCACACAGCUGAUAUAGGAGCUAUGGGACAAGCAUCACCGCUGAAGACAGGGAAACUUCUUGAUCAGAAAGUAUAUAGCUGUAGUAAUCAUUUUAUUGUUCUCUGUAUUGAAAACAGUUUUGUAUCAGAUCCCUAAGGAAAAUAA